AUGGGGAACUAUGUUUCGUGCACUUUGGCAACGCCUUUGAUGAAAAACUCCAAGGCAGUGAGGGUGGUUUUUCCGGGCGGCGAAGUGCGGCAGCUCCGGGAUCAGAUCGUCAAGGCAGCGGAGCUCAUGCUGGAGUGUCCCAACUUCUUCUUAGCCAAUUCAAAGUCUCUUCACAUCGGCAGGAGAUUCUCCGCCCUCGCCGCAGACGAGGAAUUGGAAUUCGGUAAUGUCUACAUCAUGUUUCCGAUGAGACGAGUGAACUCCGUCGUCACCGCCGCCGAUUUGGCUGUGUUUUUCAUGGCUGUUAACUCUGCCGCCAAGCGGAUAUCCGGUGGAAAAGUCAAUGGAAAAGAAGGUAAUUGUGAUUGUGGUGUGGAACAGAGUGGUGGCGAUGAAGAGGCGAAGCGGCAAACGACGACAUUGAGUUUAGAAGGAAUUGAAGGGUUCGAUCAAAUCGUGCCGGAAUUCAAAUACAGAUUAGCUGCAUGCAGAUCCAGGAAACCUAUGUUGGAGACCAUAAAGGAGGAGCCAAUUCGUUUAAGAUAA
Molecule: messenger RNA, 546 nt
Organism: Humulus lupulus (European hop)
Lineage: Eukaryota; Viridiplantae; Streptophyta; Magnoliopsida; Rosales; Cannabaceae
Exons: 1
Coding region: 1-546 (181 amino acids)
Source: RefSeq, a predicted model, not a curated record